AUGAAAACAAUAUACAUCACAGUUGGAAUUAAUAUAGAUGCAUUAUUAUUACUAAUUGAUAGUGUUGGAACUUUACCUUCUAAUUCUCAAGCAGAAUCAAUUAAUCCAAAUGAUAACAGUUUGCAAAGUGAAGUUGAAAUUGAAAUGGAUGCUAUUCCUACUAAG
Messenger RNA from Racocetra fulgida, 165 nucleotides. Lineage: Eukaryota; Fungi; Glomeromycota; Glomeromycetes; Diversisporales; Gigasporaceae. The record is from the annotation of a GenBank genome assembly.